ACAAUGAUGUGGCAACAAAAUUCAUACUUGGGAGAUUCAGGUAUUAAUUCUGGUGUAACUACUCAAGCACCUUCACUAACUGGAAAAGAAGAAGAAAUGAUGAGUUAUCCUCCCUCUCAAGCUCCUCGUCCAAUGUCUGCCAAAGAGCAGACCAUGAUGUGGCAGCAAAAUUCUUACCUUGGGGACUCUGGAAUUAAUUCCGGAGUCACCACUCAAACUCCUUCAUUAUCUGGAAAAGAGGAAAAUAUUGAAGAACAGUUGAUGUUUGAUUUGGAUCAAGGAUUUACUCAAGAACCUGCAGAUGGUAAAUUUUUUAAAGACUACUUUCUCUCGAUUUUAGUACCAGAAGAUGCCGAUCUUGCUUCAACAGCCAUACCACAAUUAAUAAAACUUUUAAAUGAUGAAGAUCAAGUGGUAGUAUCGCAAGCUGCCAUGAUGGUUCACGAAUUAUCCAAGAAAGAAGCAUCCAGAAAUGCAAUUAUGAAUAGCCAUCAAAUGGUAACUGCCCUUGUUCAUGCUGUUUCAACUAGUAACGAUUUAGAAACGACAAAAGGAGCUGUGGGAACUUUACAUAAUCUUUCCCAGCAUAGGCAAGGGCUUCAAGUAAUCUUUAAAUGUGGAGGAAUAGCAGCUCUUGUUAAGUUACUCAGUUCUCCAGUCGAAUCCGUUUUGUUUUAUGCUAUUACUACUCUGCAUAAUCUUCUUCUUAAUCAAGAAGGAUCCAAAAUGGCUGUAAGAUUGGCUGGUGGUCUUCAAAAGAUGGUUGCUCUUUUACAAAGAAAUAAUGUUAAAUUUCUGGCUAUCGUCACCGACUGUCUUCAAAUUCUUGCUUAUGGGAAUCAGGAGUCCAAAUUAAUAGUUUUGGCGUCCCAGGGACCUAUUGAGCUUGUUCGAAUAAUGAGAACAUAUGAUUAUGAGAAGUUGUUGUGGACCACAUCUCGGGUACUUAAAGUGCUUUCCGUGUGUAGUAGUAAUAAGCCUGCUAUUGUGGAAGCUGGAGGUAUGCAAGCUUUGGCCAUGCAUUUGGGUCAUCAUAGUCAAAGUCUUGUUCAAAAUUGCCUUUGGACACUUAGAAAUUUGUCAGAUGCUGGGACUAAAGUGGAUGGAUUAGAAGGCCUUUUGCAAAGUUUGGUUCAACUGUUGUCAUCUACAGAUGUUAAUGUUGUCACAUGCGCCGCAGACAUACUAAGAAAUCUCACGUGCAAUAAUCAGAGAAAUAAAGUUACAGUUUGUCAGGUAAAUGGAGUUGAAGCUCUCGUGAGAACAAUUGUUAAUGCUGGAGACCGAGAAGAAAUAACAGAGCCAGCAGUUUGUGCUCUUCGGCAUCUUACAUCCCGCCACAUGGAGUCUGAAAGAGCUCAAAAUGCUGUUCGUCACAAUUAUGGUAUUCAAGUGAUCGUGAAGCUCCUUCAUCCUCCUAGCAGGUGGCCUUUGGUGAAGGCGGUCAUUGGUCUUAUUAGAAAUUUGGCAUUAUGUCCGGCCAAUCAUGCUCCCUUGAGAGAGCAUGGUGCUAUUCAUCAUUUGGUUAGACUUUUAACAAGAGCUUUUCAAGAUAUUCAGCGGCAAAGAUCAGCUGUUGGAAGCGGGGGAGGACCGCAAAGAGGAGCUUUCGUUGAUGGUGUGAGAAUGGAAGAUAUUGUUGAGGGCACAGUCGGUGCUCUACAUAUUCUUGCACGGGAAUUUCACAAUCGAGCCAUCAUAAGAAGCCAACUUGUCAUUCCAAUAUUUGUUCAACUUUUGUUUAACGAUAUAGAAAACAUUCAAAGAGUGGCUGCUGGUGUUUUAUGCGAAUUAGCGUCGGACAAAGAAGGAGCUGAAAUGAUCGAGCAAGAGGGGGCUACGACGCCAUUAACGGAACUUUUACAUUCUCGAAAUGAAGGAGUGGCUACCUACGCGGCAGCCAUUUUGUUCAGAAUGUCGGAGGAUAAACCGACGGAUUAUAAGAAAAGACUUUCUUUGGAGUUGACAAAUUCCCUAUUUCGUGAGGAUCAAAAUUUUUGGGAUGGAGGGGAUAUAGGGAUGGGUCCGGAUCUACAGGACAUGUUAGGCUCUGACCAGGGUUAUGAUGGUAUGUAUGGUCAAGGUCCGCCGUCGGUACACAGCACUCACGGAGGAAGACAAUUCGGGAACCAGGGGUAUGACUCGAUUCCAAUAGAUCCGAUGGAAGGUUUAGAAAUAGAAAGUCAGGUACCGAAUACAAGUUUUGAUCCAAUGGACGUCGGAGAUUCCGGUCCGAUAGAUUUUGAUAAUUUGGAUGCCGAUUUACCGCCGCCUCCUCCUCCUCCUACUACUACUACUACUACUACCACCCAAGACAAUCAAAACAAUCCUUUGGCCGGAUGGUACGACACUGAUCUCUAG
Molecule: messenger RNA, 2361 nt
Organism: Pediculus humanus corporis (human body louse)
Lineage: Eukaryota; Metazoa; Arthropoda; Insecta; Psocodea; Pediculidae
Product: Armadillo segment polarity protein, putative
Exons: 11
Coding region: 4-2361 (785 amino acids)
Biological process (GO): cell adhesion; positive regulation of transcription by RNA polymerase II
Cellular component (GO): catenin complex; adherens junction
Molecular function (GO): transcription coactivator activity; alpha-catenin binding; cadherin binding
Source: RefSeq, a predicted model, not a curated record